CCUGCAUCGCUCCGGUGCAGUGCCAAGCCGGUGUGUAGCACAAGGAGAGUUAAUCUCACAGUCCAUUGAUUCAGGAGCCAGCCUGCCUUUUGCAAAGGCCGCUUCCCGGCCGGCCGGCCGGCGGAGUGAAACAUCUCAGGGAGGCAGGGCAGUUUUUUGUAAAGGUGCCAAGCCGCUUCCAUCCAUUUCCUCGCCUGCUGCUUUGACGGACUGAGUUAAAAGGGGGCGGACGGGCUGAAGAACCUUCCCCAGCCCUAAGCAAGCAGAAAAUUCUUCCUCCUCUCUUCUUCCGGACAAUGAAAAUAACCCUGACUGGCGUUUAGCAUCUGGGAGCAAUUCUUCAGCAGCAGCAGCAGCAGCAGCAUGGUCCAGCAGAGGAACAUGAGGAGCCGUGCGAUCGAGUCCAAGAGGGAGGUGUGUCCCCAGCUGGCCACCAAAGACUCCCUGCUCCUGAAGGAAGCCGGCACCAAGGGCGAGCCUGCCUGGUGCAAGACGCCGAGUGGCCACAUCAAACGGCCCAUGAAUGCCUUCAUGGUGUGGUCGCAGAACGAGAGGCGGAAGAUCAUGGACCAGUGGCCGGACAUGCAUAAUGCCGAGAUCUCCAAGCGCCUGGGCAGGAGGUGGCAGCUCCUGCAGGACUCGGAGAAGAUCCCCUUCGUCAAGGAGGCGGAGCGCCUGCGGCUCAAGCACAUGGCUGACUACCCAGACUAUAAGUACCGGCCCAGGAAAAAGGGCAAAAUUGGGGCCAGCAAGUCCCGGCCAAGGCUCCCUGUGAAGAUAAAACCAUCUGUCCUCAGCCGGGUCACCUCCAGCAGAAGGCAGCCUUCCAAGCAUGACUCCAGCUGCCAGAUGGGAGAGUCCACACUCAAGAUGGAAGAGGACCUCCUAGAGGUGCGGCUGUCGGAGACGCCCUCUGAGGACUGCCCGAAGGCACCUGGCAAGGAGUUCUGGCACAUGGUCCCUGCCGCGCGGGCAGCUGGGGAGAAAAGGAGCAAGAGGGAUGACUCCGUUGAGUCCCACCAGCCGAAGGACCCAGAACCCACCGCGCAGCCCUUCCUGGAGCAGGUGAGCUCCCCAGAGAGCGGGUCCCCCUCCCCGAUGUCAACCGCAUCCCCGCCCUCCUCCUUCUCCUCCUCUGAUGAAGAGCUGGAGGAAGAGCUCUUGGGUGUCCUGCCCGGGAAGGCCCAGCCGAGCGCAGCCUGCGGAGCCCUGGACUGGUCAGUCUUCGACAAAGACCUCGACCUUUUCCCCUUGGGAGUCACCUCUCACUUUGAGUUCCCGGACUAUUGCACUCCGGAGGUGACGGAGAUGAUUGCUGGGGACUGGCUGAUGUCCAGCAUCUCGGACUUGGUCUUUACGUACUGA
Molecule: messenger RNA, 1365 nt
Organism: Mauremys reevesii (Reeves's turtle)
Lineage: Eukaryota; Metazoa; Chordata; Testudines; Geoemydidae
Gene: SOX12
Product: SRY-box transcription factor 12
Exons: 1
Coding region: 364-1365 (333 amino acids)
Biological process (GO): cell differentiation; regulation of DNA-templated transcription; anatomical structure morphogenesis
Molecular function (GO): DNA-binding transcription factor activity, RNA polymerase II-specific; RNA polymerase II cis-regulatory region sequence-specific DNA binding
Source: RefSeq, a predicted model, not a curated record